Pygocentrus nattereri (red-bellied piranha) is the source of this 1565-nucleotide messenger RNA. It is a transcript of the gene tmem192, whose product is annotated as transmembrane protein 192. Gene Ontology annotation, cellular component: lysosomal membrane; late endosome. The record is from RefSeq and is a predicted model, not a curated record. NCBI's taxonomy places the organism in Eukaryota, Metazoa, Chordata, Actinopteri, Characiformes, Serrasalmidae. Bases 132 to 950 code for a protein of 272 amino acids. The transcript is spliced from 6 exons.
CGCCCGGAAGGAAAAUUUGAAGUGUUUUGAGAGCUAUUCCUUAAAUAUUGAUCAUGUAGUGGGCUCGUUUUAAAGCUUUGCCUUUAUCGGAUCUCUUCAUGACUGUUUAGUAAAGACGCAGAGUUUAUUCGAUGGACUCCAAGCGGCUCUCAGCACAUGCGAGUAACGCCAGCACAGAUUUCACCCAAAGCGUUGAGGACGACCCAUUGAUCGAUGGGCCACUUAUAUCUCAGGAUGCGCUGCAGUCGGCCAUCAAAAGAGAGUUCCAAGGCCUGCCCACUAACUGGAUAGCGGGAAUACUGACAGUAGUACAUGUAGCAUAUGUGAGUGUGUGCGUGGUCCUGGCGGUCCUGUGCUGGCUGACGGACGAUCACUCUAAGGAGUGCAAAGCAGCGUUGAAUGGAGUGGACACUCAGACCGUGGUGCUGCUUGGCAAGGUGGGCAUGUGGCUGCUGAUGUUUAUGUUUGAGCGAUGUGUACAACACCACCACAGUGCAGUAAGGAGGAGAGGAUACCUGCAGUUCUACAGGACCACCAGAAACCUCAAACGCCUUCCGCUGCUCAUACACUCUGCAGGCAAUGCAGCAGUAUUGGUGGUCAUCGCACCCUCCUCUUUGCUGGAUGAAAAAGUGAAAAAUCUUUCUGUGUAUCUGCUGCUGGUCAUCAUCUGUGUGGAACUGCUGGUGACGCUCAUAUGCCUGCUUGUAUAUACAGUACAUGUGAGCAGGUUUAACGCACAACGUCCAGGUCCAGAUAUCAGUGAAGAGGAGAGAUCUCACGCCUACUCCACCAAUGCCAGUGAUAUGCACACAGAGACUGGCUUCAGAGAUGGCUCCUGUCUUGACGAGGUGGUGGAGAAACAGGCCGAUCUUAUUGAGUAUCUGAAGCAGCACAACACGCUCCUGAGCAAAAGAAUCCUCGCCCUGACCUCCCAGCAGAUCAGAGACUGAGAAAAGGAGGAAGAAAGUGAGCCCUGUCCUGCGUUUAAGUGUGUUUUUAAGUGAAAGUUUGUGGGCGUGUUUGUGAUCAUACGUUGACUGAUGGUGGUGGACACAGUUGACUGAUCUGAGGGCUUUUAAUGGGAAAAGAACCUCCGCAAGCUCUCCUUAAUGCUUUUGUGUUCCCGUAGCAACAAGCUUGUGAGGGGAAAAGACUCUCGUAAACAUUCAUACAAACUCAUGUUGACAUUGUACUGUUAUGCAAGUUCCAAGGGUCCUGAAACCAAGUUACUGCUCAGGUGAAAUGCUUUGCCAUAAAUUGUUCAAGGGUGGAGAAAUGGGAGAACUUUGGGGAAACUUGAUUUGAGUCUUGUAAUUUUUUUCAUUUUUUGGGUUUCUUUGUCACUGAGCAGAGAUGUGAGCAUGUCUUCACUGUGUUUCCAGUUUGUUUCGUGGCUCUGCAGUGCACUGAACAAAAUCAAACUCACGUUUUUUUUUCUCCAUUGUCUUUGUACAUGUAUUCAAGUCUGACUGUGCCAGAUUCUUUAUGUUGUCAUUUUUCUUCUAAUAUUUAAUGCAAAGUUUUGUAUCUGUGUCUUUCGGCAUAAUAAAAUCUGAUUUCUUUAA